This is a messenger RNA of Parnassius apollo (apollo), 1164 nucleotides long. Lineage: Eukaryota; Metazoa; Arthropoda; Insecta; Lepidoptera; Papilionidae. The record is from the annotation of a GenBank genome assembly.
AUGAAGCUCAUAUUUAAAAACAUUGAAAAGGAUGGCUGUGGGAGCAUCGGCCUCGUACCAGAGGAAUCAGAAGACAUGUGGCAUGCCUACAAUUUAAUCGCAGAGGGUGAUGCAGUGACUGCUUCGACUGUACGAAAAGUACAAACGGAGUCAUCAACUGGCUCCUCCACUAGUAACAGAGUAAGAACUACUCUCACUAUUAGAGUCGAAAGCAUAGAUUUCGACACACAAGCAUGUGUUUUGCGUUUAAAGGGACGCAACAUAGAAGAAAACCAAUAUGUGAAGAUGGGUGCUUAUCACACAUUAGAUUUAGAACAAAACAGAAAGUUCAUUUUACAAAAAGUUCUGUGGGAUUCAGUUGCUCUAGAUCGGGUGGAAACAGCAUGUGAUCCUACUGCUACUGCUGAUGUAGCAGCUGUUGUUAUGCAAGAAGGUUUAGCUCAUGUCUGCCUCAUCACACCUUCUAUGACAUUAGUGCGAUCUAAAAUUGAUGUCACAAUUCCAAGGAAAAGGAAAGGAUUUGUUCAACAACAUGACAAGGGUCUCAACAAAUUUUAUGAUGCUGUUAUGCAGGGUAUAUUAAGGCAUAUUGAUUUCAACGUUGUUAAGUGUGUGAUACUUGCAUCUCCAGGAUUUGUUAAAGAUCAGUUUUUUGAUUACAUGAUGCAGCAAGCUAUUAAAACGGAUAACAAACUGCUUAUUGAUAACAAAGGAAAGUUCUUAUUGGUAAAAGCGUCAUCUGGAUUCAAACAUUCUUUAAAAGAGGUUCUUCAAGAACCAUCUGUAAUGGCAAAGAUAUCAGACACAAAAGCAGCUAGCGAAGUGAAACUACUCGAGAGUUUUUAUACAAUGUUGCAGUUGGAACCAGCAAAGGCAUUUUAUGGCAAGAAACAUGUUGAAAAGGCAAAUGAGGCGCUUGCUCUUGAGACACUUAUGAUCUCUGAUAAAUUAUUUAGGUGUCAAGACAUUUCGAAAAGAAAGGAGUAUGUAGCCCUCGUAGACUCGGCGAGAGAAAAUGGCUGUGAUGUCAGGAUAUUUUCAAGUAUGCAUGUAUCUGGUGAACAAUUGGACCAGUUAACUGGCAUAGCUGCGAUAUUACGUUUUCCGAUGCCAGAGCUUGAAGACAGCGAUUUGGAGGGAGAUAGCGAUGUAGAGUCAGAUUGA